AUGGUGGUUACAAAGCAAAAAAACAAUUUGGCGCAAAGCCCAGCACACAAUGUGGAAAAGGAAGUGGGCAUAGAUGACAUCUUUGAAAAACUUUCAAAAAUAGGUUCUGAAAAGAAUAAGAAUGAUAACGAUGACAAGGAGACAUUAGAGAAACUAAAAGAGCAUGUGAGCAAGCUUCCUGGGUUUGAUAAAGCAGACCUAGAGGAUGAUGUCAGGAAAAACAAGAUUUUGAAGAAAAAGUACCAGGUCACGAGUAUAAAUGACCCUAUCGAGAGCGUACUUCCCAAAAAAGGACAAUCAUUACUUCGGGAUAGAACUGCUUUAAAGAGAAAACGUACGGCAGAGUGGUUUGAUCUACCGAAGACCGAACUGACGGAAGAUAUGAAAAGAGAGUUAUCCAUUAUCAAGUACAGACAGUAUUUGGAUCCAAAGAGAUUCUAUAAAAAAGACAAGUGGGAGAUUCCAGAACGAUUCCAGAUGGGUACAAUUGUUGGCGGUCCAACUGAUUAUUACAACAGAUUAACUAAGAAACAGAGAGGAGAAGGAUUUAUCGAGGAAAUACUCAAUGAUCCAGAUGCCAAGGCUUGGUUCCACAAGACAUAUGAAGGUAUCCAGAAAGAAAAGGUUAGUGGUGGCAAGAAUUACUACAAGGACUUUGUUGCCAAAAGGAAGGGUGCCAAAUGA
Brettanomyces bruxellensis is the source of this 684-nucleotide messenger RNA. RefSeq lists its product as uncharacterized. Gene Ontology annotation, molecular function: RNA binding. Gene Ontology annotation, biological process: RNA processing. The transcript has a single exon. Gene Ontology annotation, cellular component: nucleolus. The record is from RefSeq and is a predicted model, not a curated record. NCBI's taxonomy places the organism in Eukaryota, Fungi, Ascomycota, Pichiomycetes, Pichiales, Pichiaceae. The coding region runs from base 1 to 684 and encodes 227 amino acids.